Paramecium sonneborni is the source of this 1554-nucleotide messenger RNA. The record is from the annotation of a GenBank genome assembly. NCBI's taxonomy places the organism in Eukaryota, Ciliophora, Oligohymenophorea, Peniculida, Parameciidae.
UUAUUAACGAAUGCUAGGAAGUCGAAGAGUUCGUUCACACGAAUCAUCACUUACUAAUUUAGAUGUUUACAAUCCUAAUUCACCAGUUAGAAUUGAACAACAUAUAGACCAUCAUUUAUUUAAAACUUAAAAAUGUUAGAUUCAGCAUCAAAUAAACCAAAAAAAGUUUUGUCCAUUUUUUCAUGAUGAAACUGAUCGAAGAAGAGAUCUCAAAUAUUAUUCUUAUAAGUAAUGGAAAUGUGAAAUUUUAAUUUCAGAUGUUAAUUAUGCCCUUAGGCUGACAAUUGUCCAUAAGGUGAUGAAUGUUAAUUCGCUCAUAACAAAGUAGAGCAAGUGUACCAUCCUAAUAGAUACAAGACUAAAUAUUGUACUCACAUAAAGGAUUGUGAUUAUGGAGUAUAUUGUUCGUUUGCUCAUAAUGACCAAGAAUUGAUUAUUCCAGUUAAAUUGGAUGGAAUGGUUCAAGACAAAAAUUUCUGGAUAUAUCAAUAUAAGACAGUCUGGUGUCCUCUUACAAUUAAGUAAGAUUUUUAUCUUAAAACAUUAAUAGUCAUGAUAGAGCAUCAUGUGUUUAUGCUCACAAUGCUUAAGACUUUAGAAGAGAUCCAAAAAAAUUGUAACCUAAGGAAUGCCCACAUUGGAAUAAAACUCAUCAAAUUUUAAAUUAUGAUAAAGGAGGAUGUCCAGAUUAAGAAGAGUGUUAAUAUUGUCAUGGCUGGAAGGAGUUUGAAUAUCAUCCUCUAAUUUAUAAAACAAAACCUUGUACUCAAUCAAAUUGUACUAAGAAGUUAGGAGAAUGUGCAUUCUAUCAUUUAGAAUAAGAAAAAAGGUACUAUUUUCAGUUAAUUUUAUAAGGGUUCGCAAAUAAUUGCAAGAUAGUUCUUGGGUUAUAGAAGAACCUAACGUUCACGUUGAAGCUAAAAGAUAACCUUAUAAACCUACAUCAAAUUAUCUUGGACCAAUAAUUCCUAAUUAUAUUCCAUAAGAUUAUAUGAGUAAGGAUAAAAUGGAAAUUGGAUAACCAUUUUGUUAAUAAUCAAUCACGAACACAAAGACAUCAGAUUCUCAUUCAAGAAGAGGUUCUGAUUUCUCUGAUGGUUCUAAAAUACAAAAGAAAAAACAUAAUAUACAAUAACAGUUUUAACCAUAGAAAAAACACAGAACAGCACCUACAACUCCAGAUUAAAAAUAAUUACAUAUUAUGGGCAACAAUUACACUAUGAAAGUUUAAUAAAAUGUUUAAACUAAUUCAAAUCUUACUUACUCAAAAAAACUUUAUGAGGAAAUUCUUAAAUUAAAUGAAGUAAUUUAAAUAAAUUAUUUUUAGGGAGAGUGUAUAUAUAAAAUUUUGUAAGGGUUUAAAAUUUCUGAAUAGAAAUUAAUGCAAAUGGGAGAUUAGUAAAUUAAAUAACUAAAUCUCAGUGAAUAAUAAAUAACAUAACUUACAUCAGCUUUAGCUACCAUUAAAAUAGAAAAAAAAUAUGAUGAGCACUGUGGGGAUGAACUUCUUAGUUUAAUAUCAAACUAAGGCAAAUUUUGAAAUUUUCAAUAUGC